UGUAGCGUGUCGUUUGUCGUUGUCUGUCAUGCUGAACUCGCAGAAGACUACGCGAGUGUAAGAAAUACUAAUGCGAGUGCUUAGAAAACACUGGUGUGUACUCUCCAAUUUUAAUGUUAUCAUCACAAGUUUUGGAAAGUUAGAAUGUUAGAUACUGUUCAGUUUUACUUGAAUGGUAUUGACUUAACGUAACAAUUUAAAUUUAUAGUUUUCUAAACACCGUAACUGAACAAAAAGUACACUUAGUUCAAAACUCAUUCAGAUCAUUAUUUCACUAUUUAUUUCAUUGAUAGAGUUCAUUUCGUAACUACGAGCAUGUUUUCUUCUUGAGUGACAUAGCUCGAUGGAGAGGCGCAACGUGUCUCGACAGGCCGGAGUUGCACCAGAUGGGCAGGAAGAUCUUGAGCAGGAGCCUGCCCAUCGUCAAGGUGGCCUUGGUGAUGACAAGAUCAAUGUUUGCAUCCUCCUAUUCUUAUAUGUCCUUCAGGGCAUUCCCUUGGGUCUUGCUGGCAGCAUCCCGAUGAUCUUGCAGAACCACCAUGUCAGCUACAAAGACCAGGCUGUCUUCAGCUUUGUUAACUGGCCCUUCAGCAUCAAGCUGCUGUGGGCACCUGCUGUUGACUCUCUGUUCUGGAGACGCUUGGGACGGCGCAAGACCUGGCUCAUUCCCACUCAGUAUCUCAUCGGGCUCUUCAUGGUGUUGCUGUCCUCAUCUGUGGCAUCUCUGCUUGGGGAAGAUGGUGGUCAUCCUAAUGUUUAUUUGCUCACCACAUUGUUUUUUUGCAUGAACUUUUUAGCUGCUACCCAAGACAUAGCUGUCGAUGGUUGGGCUUUGACUAUGCUUUCUAGGCGAAAUGUAAGUUAUGCUUCUACCUGCAAUUCAGUUGGACAGACGGCUGGCUACUUUCUAGGCAAUGUUGUGUUUCUGGCACUUGAAUCUGCCGACUUCUGCAAUAAAUACUUAAGAAUAGUCCCCCAGGAGGAGGGGCUUGUGACACUAUCCAGUUUCCUCAAAUUUUGGGGCGUCAUUUUCUUUAUUACCACAACGCUUGUGUUGCUUUUCAAGACAGAGAAAGAGGAGAGAAUAUCUGAUGAGAUUGGGAUCCGAGACACCUAUGUGAAAUUAUAUCGAAUCCUGUGCCUUCGCAACAUGUGGCUUAUGGUAGCAUUUCUACUUACUUGCAAGGUAGCCUUUGCAGCAACAGAUGCUGUGACUGGUCUGAAGUUGAUUGAAGCAGGGGUGCAGAAGGAGAAUCUGGCCCUGUUCGCUGUGCCUAUGGUCCCACUUCAGAUCCUACUUCCUUUUCUCAUCAGCAAGUAUACAGCUGGACCCAGGCCUCUUUCAGUAUUCCUAACAGCAUAUCCUUUCAGAUUGGCUUUUGGGCUUCUCUUUGCUGCUUUAUUGUGGUGGACUCACCAAGUAAAGCUCGAAUCGGGUGGUUUCCCAGUGUAUUAUUAUAUUGUUAUUUUGUCUGCUUUUGCAUUGCAACAGGUAACUGUAUAUGGCAUGUUUGUGGCAUUAAUGGCUUUCUUUGCUAACGUAAGUGACCCUGCCAUUGGCGGAACAUAUAUGACUCUCCUGAACACUGUUUGCAAUUUGGGGGGCAACUGGCCCUCUACCACAGCCCUCUGGAUGGUUGAUGCCCUCACAUUCAAGGCAUGUAGUGAACCCACGCUUAGUUGCGACACCAAAGAACUAGCUGCAAAAUGCGUUGAAUCUGGCCACGAGUGUCUUAUUCGGGCAGAUGGCUACUAUGUUGAGACUGUUGCAUGUAUCCUGUUUGGAUUCCUGUGGCUGCGCUGGGGACGGGGUGCUGUCAGGAGGUUGCAGAACCUGCCGCCCUCUGCAUGGAAGUGCCCCAGUCAUGCAAGAAUGAAAAUGGUGGUGUAAAGAGGUAGUCAUGUAGAAAAUUUUUG
Messenger RNA from Uloborus diversus, 1917 nucleotides. RefSeq names its product acetyl-coenzyme A transporter 1-like. NCBI's taxonomy places the organism in Eukaryota, Metazoa, Arthropoda, Arachnida, Araneae, Uloboridae. The coding region runs from base 344 to 1891 and encodes 515 amino acids. The record is from RefSeq and is a predicted model, not a curated record. Gene Ontology annotation, molecular function: acetyl-CoA transmembrane transporter activity. The transcript has 9 exons. Gene Ontology annotation, cellular component: membrane.